This is a messenger RNA of Callorhinchus milii (elephant shark), 2719 nucleotides long. It is a transcript of the gene tfpia, whose product is annotated as tissue factor pathway inhibitor a. Gene Ontology annotation, cellular component: extracellular region. Gene Ontology annotation, molecular function: serine-type endopeptidase inhibitor activity. NCBI's taxonomy places the organism in Eukaryota, Metazoa, Chordata, Chondrichthyes, Chimaeriformes, Callorhinchidae. Gene Ontology annotation, biological process: negative regulation of peptidase activity. The record is from RefSeq and is a predicted model, not a curated record. The transcript has 5 exons. The coding region runs from base 367 to 1035 and encodes 222 amino acids.
CUCUUGAGUUCCCAACCAGUAAAAUGAGUGUCACAUUCCAGUGGUGACACAUGCACAAGCUUCAACACCACCCCACCACCACCACCAACACCAACACCUUUCCUGGGAGUGUUGCAAAAUAAGUCAGAGGGGUAGAGGAUGGGGCAAUAAAUAAGCAUCAAAGGGGAUCGUUCAUUUUGCACUCCACGUCAACAAGUUAACUCAGCGAUCCAAAAAAAACACACCCACACACUCCCACAACAGCGGAAGUUACUGGGAAACUGUUGCAGGAACAAAAACCAGUGGAAAGGGUGAGAAAUCACUCUCAAGAGAGCUUGGAGCAGAGACUGGGAGACGAUCAUCUGCAGAGCAAAAGCAAAAGCAACCAUGACCAAUGCCCUGGUGAUAGUGGCGACUCUCCUCCUGGUCCAGGACCACUGUCUGGAUGCCCAGAUCCAUCAACCAAAGCGCAAUAUCCCAGAACUGCAAUACGGCCAUGAGAUAUGCACACUGCAGGCGAAAACAGGCCGUUGCAAAGCUUAUUUCAGGAAAUUCUUCUUCAAUAUAUUGACCCAGAACUGUGAACUGUUCACCUAUGGAGGAUGUGACGGGAAUGAAAAUAGAUUUGAAACCAUUGAAGAAUGUGAGGCUAAAUGUAAAGUGAAAGAUAAGAGAAACCCUUGCUUGCUGAAUUUUGAUGCAGGACCAUGUAGAGCACUUUUCACGCGAUACUAUUACAACCAAGUCACAAAACAAUGUGAGACAUUUUCUUACGGAGGAUGCCUUGGAAACAAAAACAACUUCCAUACUUUGGAGCACUGCCAGAAUAAAUGCCAGAAGAAAAAACUAAAUGUUCCAGAGAUAUGCAAGCCAUCUUUACAAAAAGGUGAUUGCAAGGAUUCCCUUAAAAGAUUCUUCUACAACAUUACCAUUGAUAAAUGCGAGAUGUUUAUCUACACUGGAUGUGGAGGUAACACAAAUAACUUUGACAAAAAAAGGACAUGCAAUCAAGUCUGCAGAAAAGGUAAGAAGCUGAACACUGUUAGCAUCUCAUAAUAACUGGAAGAAGGAAAGAAAAUAAUGAAAAAUUCAAACCAGUUUAGAACAUGAAUCCUGAAAUCUGAUGGAACUGUAGUAAUGAUACCGAGCCUGAAGAUUCCACAGCUUACGUUUUUGACACAUCUGCUUUCUUUUUUAUUAUUGUAUGAAAGGUUCCAUAUUGUGAUGCAUUAAUAAGCAACACAAGCUAUUAAUCACUAGCUGCUAACUUUGUUUUGUUCUCUGCUGUGAAUGUGACCCUGUCUCGUCUAAGACCUUUUUAAUUAAUGUCGUAGUUGCUGUUAGGAUUGGAACAGACCAUGAUGUAAUCUGACCUUUACAUUAGGUUUGACUCUGGUACUUGCUUUCAUUGUAAUGUGAACGAGCGCAGAGAGUAACUAUGCUCUACCCUCCAUUCAAGAACACCCAGAGCUCCGUGUGUGCAAACAAAAAUCUGCUCUAUGUUGUUUCACUGCUGGUGAUACUUCUAUUGUUAAAAAAAGAGCUGAUAGUAGUUCACAGUGAUUCAAUGUAUGUUGGACUGCACUAAUUGGAAGACAAUUUAAGCCUUGCACAGAGCAAUAUUACUGUGCUGCUUCUGGAUAUAUCUAGUAUUAGGAAGUAUUAAUCUGUAGUUCAUCUGAAAUGGCAGUUUUUCUUAAUACAGUAUUAGUUGCGAAGACACUUUCUACCCUUUUCUACUGGAAGAAAGAAAAACCCAGCAGUCCAUCAGAAUGUUACAUUGCAAUAGAAUCACAUGCACAUGACAGGUGACAUUAUUGCAAAGACAUUGUUGACUCGGGUAUUAUUGUACCAGAAUCAAACCUAAUGUAAAGGACAGAUUCCAUCAUGGAAUGCGACUUUUUUCAGCAUAUCCAGUUGGCAAGAACUAACAUUGGAAAAAGAAAUGACAAAACAAGCUUUAAUGAACCGAGGCCUUUCGUACAAGUAGUAUUGAUCACUGAAACCUGAUUUUAAUCAGGUUUUACGACUCAUACACAGCAAAAAAAAUCAUAUUUGUCUCAUAGCUCUCUAACCCAGCACAUUGCUCCUUAAUCCUCUUAAACAGAAUGGCUCCUUCCAGCUCUACCAGUGGCUCAGCUUGCUUAUCUGGUGAGCCAGUCCUAAAUUUGAUGCCCAGUCUAUGCCAGAAUAACAGUAGAGGCAUUAUAGUCGGCCUCAACGACACGGAUGAAAGGGGAGAUUGGCUUUUAUGGAACACAGAAUAUGUAUCAAAUAAACCUCGUUCUAUAGAAUUAGAAUUGGAAUUUGAGAUUGCUGCCUUGUUGGGCUUGUAGAUCUUUUUCAAAACACUGAGAGCAAAUGAUGGAAACUGCUGGAUAAAUAGGCAGCUUUUAAUGAAGAAACCAUUAUCUGAAGAGGAUAUAUUAAUAUGCUUAUAGUGUGCCAUUAUGAGAAACAAAAUCCUUCCUAUGUUCAUUUCAAAUCACGGAUUAAAAUGUGCCAAACGGAAGUGAUUUCAUGCUCUCAAGGCUAUGGAAGUGUUUUGUGCACAUUUUUACAUUAUUAUAAUAAGUAUUAAUUUUUUAUGAAAAUGGUAUGAAGUUAGGAAUCUUAGCAUAUUAUAAUCGAAUAUUACACAUAAUAGCAAAUAAAACUGUGGUUCCUGAUUAACAACAAUGAUGUAAUUACAAAAACAACCUGUAAGUUUUUUGGUAGAAAUAAACUAUUUUACAACCCG